CCGGAAGUGCUUGUUAGUGUGCGGUAGCUAUAUUCGCAGUUGCACAGUUUAUGUGUGUGUGAUAAUUUGCUUUUUUAGCCGCAGAUGUUCGUCAAAAACACAGUUUAUUAUGAGCCAGGUUCGUUUCGUUUGGGGUUCCGACCUGCCGUUGUCGUGAAGAGACAGCAGCUGUCUGCCGACAGAAGCAGAAAUAUGAGCCGGUUAAAAGCUUGGAGUCAAACUGGGGCGUUUGAAAUGUAGCGUUAGCUCGUCAGCUAGCCGCGUCGCCUACACUCGAGCGCUGCUCGCGGAUGUUUACGUGAAGCUUCAUCGCCGCGCUUCAUUACACACAGGACGCAGCCCCAGCGGCUGUUUGGUGGCCGUAACCUUUGAUUAGCACCCACACUGCCGGGGCGAACCCCCGGAGUCUGAGCAGAAAUAAUGGCCGGGAAUCCGAGGAGGGGCGCCGGUCUGAUCGGCUUGAUGAAGGACGCGUUCCAGCCGCACCAGCCGCCGCUGCAGCCGCACCAGCCCGCCGUGGUGGACAAGAAAAUGGUGGAGAAAUGCUGGAAGCUCAUGGACAAGGUGGUGCGUUUGUGCCAGAAUCCCAAGGUGGCAUUGAAGAACAGCCCACCUUACAUCCUGGACCUGCUGCCAGACACCUACCAGCACCUGCGCACCAUCCUGUCACGAUACGAGGGCAAAAUGGAUGUCCUUGGGGAGAAUGAGUAUUUUCGUGUGGUCAUGGAGAACCUGACCAAUAAGACUAAGCAGACCAUGAGUAUUUUUAAGGAGGCCAAGGAGAGGAUGUAUGAGGAGAACUCCCAGCCCAGGAGAAACCUAACCAAGCUGUCUCUGAUCUUCAGCCACAUGCUAGCAGAGUUGAAAGCCAUCUUCCCCAAUGGCUUGUUUCAGGGUGACAACUUCAGGAUUACCAAAGCUGAUGCUGCUGAAUUUUGGAGAAGGUCAUUUGGAGACAAGACUAUAGUACCAUGGAGGACAUUUCGUCAGGCUCUCCAUGAGUUUCACCCCAUCAGCUCAGGCUUGGAGGCGAUGGCUCUCAAGUCAACCAUUGACCUCAACUGCAAUGACUAUAUCUCUGUUUUUGAGUUUGACAUCUUCACUCGACUUUUCCAGCCAUGGUCUUCUCUUUUAAGGAACUGGAACAGUUUAGCAGUCACACACCCUGGCUACAUGGCCUUCCUAACCUAUGAUGAAGUUAAGGCUAGACUGCAGAGGUUCAUCCACAAGCCUGGCAGCUACAUAUUCAGGUUGAGCUGCACUCGUCUCGGUCAGUGGGCUAUCGGCUAUGUGACAGCCGACGGGAACAUUCUGCAGACCAUCCCCCACAACAAACCACUCUUCCAAGCCCUCAUUGAUGGAUACAGAGAGGGAUUCUAUUUGUUCCCAGAUGGUCGUGCACAGAAUCCUGACCUGACAGGCCUGUGUGAACCGUCUCCACAGGACCACAUCAAAGUUACUCAGGAGCAGUAUGAGCUGUACUGUGAGAUGGGCUCCACUUUUCAGCUUUGCAAGAUCUGUGCAGAGAACGACAAGGAUGUGAAGAUAGAACCCUGCAGACACCUGAUGUGCACUUCCUGUCUAACAGCCUGGCAGGAGUCUGAAGGCCAGGGAUGCCCAUUUUGCCGCUGUGAGAUAAAAGGCACAGAGCCCAUCGUUGUGGACCCCUUUCACCCUAAAGCCUCUGGGGCCUCCUUUGCUGGGUUCCAGGGACCGAGCAGAUCAGAUCCUACUGCCAUUGAAGAUGAUGAUGACGAUCGCUUGGAGGAUCAACAGCUGGUUAUGAGCAGGCUGGCCUGCACCAAGGUAGAACGUUCACCAUCUCCAGUGUCUCAGCUACCUCCAGUGCCUCCCCGGCUGGACUUCCUACAGUCGAGAUCCUCCACCUCGCUUGGAGCACAGAGCCAAGGUGCCACAGCCAAAGUCACAGCCACUCACAGAGACAAGCCUCUACCAUUGCCUCCAGCCCUGAGGGAACUGCCCCCUCCUCCCCCUCCAGACCGCCCAUCCCUGGUCAGCCAGGAGCCCCGGCUCCAGAGGAGACCCUUGCCCUCCACUCCUGACCAGACUGGCUGGGCUUCGAAUUACAUGGUUCCACGGCCGGCGAUGAAGGCUUCAUCACUUCUGCCCCCUGUACCUCAGAAUAACGGAACCCUUCCAGAGGGAAGCAGGCCGCAUGUGGCUACCAAUGCGGUCUACUGCCUGGCUGCAAGACCUCUUCCUGCGUCAAUGGUGGUGAACAGAGAGAAGAUAUGCACUGACUGUGAAGAGAAUGAAUACAUGAGUCCUACGUCCCUGCCAGCCUCUGGAGCCCCCUGGGUUAUAACGGGGUCAUUGGUGCCCCCACCACCAGCCCAGGCAAACCCCCAGCGUAACUUCGGUGCUGAUGUGGAGGAUGAUGACCUUGAGGACCCCCAGGUGUACGAGUCCAUGUGCAUUAUCAAGUCCCAAGUUGCUCCUGCAGAGAUGGCACAGGGAUCUGACUUUGACCCUCCUCCACAUCCAGCCUUGGGUCCUCAGGACAUGUUAGAGGAGGAUAAGGUAGAGGAUGCUAAUGAGUAUGACUGUCCCAAACCAUGUCCCCCUCUGGCGCUCAACAGAACUCUUUCAGAUGUCAGCAACACCUCGGCAGCUUUGGGGAAUCUCAGCACGGUUGACAAGAUUGAAGCCUGUGUGUUUGCAGCAGGAGGUGACCCUGAUUGUCCCCCCAAACCUCUACCACGGCGAGCAAACUGUGACCGACGACCACAGCCUUUAAAUCGUGACGCUUCUUUACCUUUGCCAGAUCUCCCGAGUGCCUCCUCCGUCUCCUCCUCCUCCCCCCCGCCUGGGAGCGUGGCCCUAAACGGGGAGAUUGAAUGUCUGAUGUCACAAGGCUACUCCUUACAGGACAUUCAGAAAGCCCUGAUGAUCGCACAGAACAACAUGGAAACGGCCAAGAACAUCCUGCGUGAGUUUGUCUCUGUCCCCUCCACGGCGCAUAUCGCCACAUAGGUCCAUAGUUCCCGUGUGCCCCCCCCCCCCCCACUCCAUUCUGUGCCGUUAUCACAUGUAACAUUUCUCAGACACGUUCCUGUCGGCUCCCAAGUCACAGGCUUUACUCGGCGUCCCCCUAACGAAUGCAUGGAACAGAAGUUUAACUUCUCGACAUCAUCAGCGGACGCUGCACGGCGCCGUGGACACGAUCCAACAGGCCCUGCUUGAUCCAUGAGUGGAUUUGGGUCUUAGAGUGGACACAGUUCUUCAUGCCAAGUCGGUCUUUUUAUUGUUAGUUUUUUUCAGACCUCUGGUCUGGUUCGAUGAAGGAGCGUUCCUCUUGGUCUUCUACGCCCGCUCAGUAGUGUCGUCGUUGGCGGCUUGUGUCUGACUGGGGCCGUCGUUCCUUCUCACGGGGUGGGGGCUCUGGAUGUGGUGGCUCUGUGCGUCCGUGAUUUAACGUUGUGUGACGGCAUUGUGUUGUGCACGUGGCUGUCGUGUUCACUGAUGCUUCUGUUGUAAAUGCGUUUAAUGUGGACGUUCUCUCGCCGCCUGGUCUCUGUAACUCUAAUGACAUCUGAAAUCACAGCUGUGAACUUCGCCACCUGAACCCAUUUGGUAUCUCGACACACGAGGACAGUUUUAGUGAAUAAUGAAUUUUCAGAACAUUGGUGAUUGUGAUGUUGUCAUUCAUCAGACAUUUUAACAUUUUGAUGACUUCUGUAUUUAUAGCUUUGCGCGAUUGCUGUGGAACAGAGACGACUAUGACUCGCAAAUGACGUAUGACUCAUUAAAUCAAAGAAUGGUCAGAGCCCAAGAACUCCUGCUGUGGGACUUGAAUCUGGUCUUGGUCUCAACUUGUUCUUGUGCACAUCUCAGUCCCAAAGUUUGGUCUUCAGCCUCCAUUCAGAUUGGGGCUGUUGAUCGAUUGUGUAGCGCUGACUGUUUGAUUUAUCACAGGAGCGCCCCCUGCUGUCUUAGGAAGUAGCAGCAUUACAUUGAUUACGUUCACCUCCACUUUGUGCAUCGCUCAUACAUCCCGUGUUCAUGUUAAAGCACCGUAACUUGUUACAGAACGUAUCGCUCUGCUCCGUGCCGUGAUGUCAUUGUAUUCACUAAAGGAGCUGCAGCCGCGGAAACGUACUGAGAAAAGGAAAAAAAAAAAAAAAAAAACCUGACUCUGCACAUCAGCUCAGGACUGACACGGCUUAAAGCUCUUUUCAGUGUGCUUUGACAUCAAAUACAGAAAUGUAAUUUUUUUUUCAAUGUCUUGAAUUAAUAAAUGUCUGUACGUAAAACUGAUCUGAGAGGGAGAACACAAAAAGUACUGUUUAAUUUUAAACUAAUUUUGUAAACUGACUGUAACCAUGUAAAAGUCUUAUGUUGAUGACAUUAGCAAGGAUUUUUUUUUUCCUGAUUAUGAAUUCAUCA
Molecule: messenger RNA, 4407 nt
Organism: Thalassophryne amazonica
Lineage: Eukaryota; Metazoa; Chordata; Actinopteri; Batrachoidiformes; Batrachoididae
Product: E3 ubiquitin-protein ligase CBL-like
Exons: 15
Coding region: 421-2994 (857 amino acids)
Biological process (GO): negative regulation of epidermal growth factor-activated receptor activity; cell surface receptor signaling pathway
Cellular component (GO): plasma membrane; membrane raft
Molecular function (GO): receptor tyrosine kinase binding; calcium ion binding; SH3 domain binding
Source: RefSeq, a predicted model, not a curated record